AAACGGUGCGUUUAAAAUGACCCAAUUCGACCUCCAAAAUCCAAAUCGCCCUGCAAGCAGAGAAUCGAAGGGGUUCGGACUUGGGACUGGAAGCAUCCUUGCACAUCAAUAGAGGCUAAGAACUGGCGUUUCUCUGCCGGUUUUGAGUGAUUUGUGGUUACAGAAGAAUGCUUCCGCAGCGGAUGAAGAAGACCAUCACUGAUAAUCCAAAGAAGCUAGCCAAUUUGAUUGACCUUGUAAAUCUUCCCUCAACACUUCGAGAGUUUGUGGGUCAGUCUCAAAUUUCUCGGUUAGGCUGUUUUAUCCGGGUUUGGUCCUACAUCAAAACGAAUAAUCUCCAGGAUGCAAACAAUAAGAAUGUGGUGAACUGUGAUGAAAAGUUGAAGAGUAUUCUGUCGGGAAGAUCUCAAGUUGAGUUGGCAGAACUUCCUGAACUGAUCAAGCUGCAUUUUCCAAAAGCACCCAAGUAAAUGUAUGAUAUCAAUCACCUUGUCUGCCUAUUUAGAAAGCAGCCUCUUGCGCAAGAUGAGAAUCCAAAUUAGUUUAUAUUUUACUAUUUGCAUGCUAUCUUUAUCUUUUAGAACAUGAUGGAGCAGAUGUUUGAUCCCAAAAUUUCUUGCUAACUAUUCACAUUGCUUACCACCAGACUAAACUUAGAGGCUGAAUGGAUUGUAGAGUUGAAAGGAAUUAAAAAAAAAAAUGAAUUGAGAAACAUAAUGUCGUCAACAAGAAACUGCUUCUGUUCACCUA
Prosopis cineraria is the source of this 750-nucleotide messenger RNA. RefSeq names its product upstream activation factor subunit UAF30-like. The coding region runs from base 168 to 470 and encodes 100 amino acids. NCBI's taxonomy places the organism in Eukaryota, Viridiplantae, Streptophyta, Magnoliopsida, Fabales, Fabaceae. The transcript has 3 exons. Gene Ontology annotation, cellular component: nucleus. The record is from RefSeq and is a predicted model, not a curated record.